Mollisia scopiformis is the source of this 1377-nucleotide messenger RNA. RefSeq lists its product as uncharacterized. The record is from RefSeq and is a predicted model, not a curated record. Gene Ontology annotation, cellular component: nucleus. The coding region runs from base 5 to 1333 and encodes 442 amino acids. NCBI's taxonomy places the organism in Eukaryota, Fungi, Ascomycota, Leotiomycetes, Helotiales, Mollisiaceae. The transcript has a single exon. Gene Ontology annotation, biological process: transcription by RNA polymerase II.
AGUCAUGGAUUUGCGAGGACAACGAUUUGAGCUGAAUCUUUCAGACGACGAGGACAAUGCGGGCCCAGGCUCUACUGCUCCGUCGUAUGCGGUACCUCCUCUUAUGUCGGCCUUCGUAGGCGACAUCAAAGAGCGCUCGACAGCCCCUCCUACGGCACCCAAAAUGAAGACCACUCCAACUGGCUUUCCUGAACAUAAGAAGAGGACCAAGAUAUCUGCAUUUAAGCAGCAAAGAGCUGGAGCUGGACCUGUACAGCCUGUACCGGCAGAUCCCAGCCGUCCUUCUGCUCCUAGGCCGCAGGCGCCUCAGCCAGCUAACGCCUCUUCACUAAUACAGGACAACUCCAGUUUUGACGAGAGCGAGAGACGGCGGAUCGACGAAGAAAAUAAUCAAAGGCUGGCAGCAAUGUCGACUGCAGAGAUAGAACAGGAGAGGGCAGAGCUUCUGGCAGGAUUGGAUCCAUCUUUGAUCGAGAGAUUACUAAAGCGAGCAAACCUGGAUGAAGGUCGUGGCGAUACUGGACUCUACCCACCAAGUGAAAAUACUGCCAAGACCGAAGACAUAUCGGAAAAAGCUGCAAUUUCACAAGAUGGGGUACCGACACCAACACCUACUGCAAAGCGGAUUGUGGCAUCAAAGUCGGUCACUUUCGAAGACGACAAGGAGCCUGCCACGCCUAUUGACCUGAAGCCUGCAUCCGAACCUCUAUCUUCGGUUCCCGAUCAACCAUCUAUACACUUCCCAUCUGCUCCAGCAGCUCCAGAAUUAGAUCCCUCAGACCCAUCCUUCCUCGAAAAUCUUCAUACCAAAUACUUCCCAAAUCUACCUGCAGAUCCCUCAAAGCUUGCAUGGAUGGCACCCAUACCCACACAUGGAUCUGUAGCAGAUCAAGAAUCCCCAUACUAUCCCAAUAGUGAGGGUCUGUCUGCUUCAGCUCUCAGAUUUGAUUUCAGAGGUGGUUUAUUGCCUCCUCGGAUAUCGAGAGCCAUGCCAAGUACAAAAGGCCUACAUCAUCACGGCGAAGCUCCAGAAGCUGCAGGGUAUACGGUCCCAGAACUAGCGAGACUGGCACGCUCGGCUUUUCCAGCACAGAGAUGCGUCGCGUUUCAGACUUUGGGCAGGUUACUAUAUCGAUUAGGAAGAGGGGAAUGGGGAGAUGCAGAUAGUGAGAUUACGAAGGGUUUGUGGCAAUGUGUACAAGGGGGCAAAGUUAUCGAGACUUUGGAAGAGGCCGCUGGUGCUGAAGGUGGUCAUCAAGGUAGUAAAGUGUACGCUAUUGAGGCUGUGUGGCUGUGGCAGAAGGGAGGAGGGCAGGUAUGGAAAGCUGCGUGAGUUGACUGGGAUGAAAUUUACGAGCAAUGAUUUCAUGAUAAUGG